UGUGUGUGUGUAAAAUUAGCAUGGCAUUUUAGCCUAGAUAGGCAUUUUUUAAGAAGUUUGGGGCUCCUCGGCAGAGUUUGAAGUGCAUGGGGAAUAAAUCUCUUGAGUUUGGCCUCGUGUGAACUUUCGGCCUAGGAAAUUUUUUCGUCUCCUAUUGUGUAAAGAGGGUAAUUAGAUGCAUAAUGAUGUCCUUUUUUCUGCAGCUGGCUGGAGCCCGGGCAUGGAGCCAAGCAACGGAGCUGCCGCUUUAAAGGAGCCCAAGUGGCAGUGCGCAGGGCCGGCUUCGAGUGCAAAAAAUAAAAAAAAACUUCAGACAAGUCCAGAAACAAAUAAACAACACAACAAAACCGAACGAAUCGAAGUGGCCGGAAUGGAGAAAGCGAUGGACUUAAAGCAACCCAUCUUAGGAUGUAAUUGGAGACUAGUCCGAUGUAGCAGAUGGAGAUAAAUAAGUGAAUGAGACGGAGACAGAGAAAGUCCAGAUGGGAGCCCACCUACGAAAGAAGCCCCGCUCAGUUGUGGAUGGGGUCACUCGCUUGACCGUCGUGGUCCAGCUUUGCGUCUUGUUGGCUUUCUUCUUGGCGGAGAUCGUGGCCAGUCGGGCGACGGGGUCCCUGCUGCUGCUCUCCUCCGCUUUCCACACCUUGGGGGGAGCCCUGGGCCUGGCGGUGGCCUUGGCCGACUCCUACGUGUCCUCCGGACGGGGCCUCGUCCAACGGGACUCCUUCGGAGGGGCCCGGGUGCGAGUCCUGGGCACGCUGCUCAGCUCCAUGUUCCAAAGCUCCUUGUGCUUGGCGCUCGUCCCUGAAGCGGUCCUCAGGGUGGUGGCACCACGGCUCACCGAGCACACCGUGGUCCUGAUGGGCGUGGGGGCCAUGGGCAUCCUUGUCCACCUGGUCCGAGCGUGCCUGAACAAGAGGCAUUUCCAAGAUGUGGGUCUGAAGCCCUGUCGCAGAAGGAGGAGACUCGCCCAAGGAGAUGGUUGCACCCAGGAGAUGGAAGACCUGUUGCAGAACGGAUCCUCGGGCAGCGGAAAGUCCUGGGCGGCCGAGCUCGGUCCUGUUGAGUUUGCAAAGAAAGCCGGGCGACUUCUUCUUGACGGGAUGGCGGCCUGCUUGGGUCCGAUGGCUGUCUUCCUCUACUCCGUGACGUACCACUUGCUGCUACAACGGACUCCGUGUGUGGAUCGUUCAGCGUGCCUCAACGACUGUCCUGCGUGUUCAGUUGUGUCGUGUUGGCUCCGUUACCUGGAUCCUGGGCUCGCCGUCGCUGUCGCGAUCACCCUCUUGCUCUUUGCGUGGCCAACUUUACGUAGUUCCUCCUUGGUUCUCCUGCAAGCCGUGCCAGACCGGUUGGACCUCCGUGAGCUGGAGCGGCACUUGCGUGACACCCAAGGCGUGACGGCCCUGAGAGACUUCCACGUCUGGCAGCUGGACGGUCCCGCCGGCUUGGUCGCCACCGCCCACGUGUGCUGCCUCGACGUGACCCGGUGCCGAGCCGUCAUCGACAACGUGCAGCGGGUCUUCGGCGAACACGGGAUCCACGCCACCACGGUGCAGCCGCAUCUCGGCCCUGGCUCGGACGGACAACGCGACGCGACCCAAUUUAAGAAGCGUCUGGACUCUUGUCCUGCGGAAGUCACAGAAUAUGAAACAACCGUGUGAGCACGGCAGGGUGCGAAACAAAGAGAGAAAGGACUGCAUCAAGAUAUAGUAAUUUUUAUUUGUGUUCCCAACCCUAUCUGGGAAAAAAAAAUUUCAGAUCGCAGCUCGGCGGCCUGUUUAUGACCCCAGCCUGGGCUGACGGCCAACAGAAACUCCGUUUGUGAGUGAGAACGCUGCCCUAUUUCAGAGCUCAUUAAAGUUUGGUAGGAAACCAAAGCAAAUACUUGAUCACACAA
Messenger RNA from Anolis carolinensis (green anole), 1900 nucleotides. Its product is annotated as proton-coupled zinc antiporter SLC30A1. The transcript is spliced from 2 exons. The record is from RefSeq and is a predicted model, not a curated record. Gene Ontology annotation, cellular component: endoplasmic reticulum; Golgi apparatus; membrane. Gene Ontology annotation, biological process: intracellular zinc ion homeostasis; detoxification of zinc ion; zinc ion transmembrane transport. Lineage: Eukaryota; Metazoa; Chordata; Lepidosauria; Squamata; Anolidae. Bases 483 to 1664 code for a protein of 393 amino acids. Gene Ontology annotation, molecular function: zinc ion transmembrane transporter activity; calcium channel inhibitor activity.